AUGCAGAUUUUGAAUUUUGAAUAUAAAACUGCAAUAGACCAGUUACAUCUUCACUUUACCAGUGCUAUACAAAAUGCAGCAUUCCAGAUUGUGUUUGGAUAUGUUAGAACUAUGUUCACCAUUCAGGAUAAACAAUUUAAUAGACUGCCAGUACUCAGAUUUCUUGAAGAUUUCUGUGAUGUAAGUCAGAAAUUGCAGGACUGUCUCAAACAACAGAGUCUGAACUACUUCAAAAAUCACCACAGAGCAAAGAUGGAUGAGUUGCGAAUGUUUCUGGAGAAUGAAGGCUGGGAGCUGUGUCCUGUCAAAUCAUCAUUCCAUAUACAGCAUCUUGUGAGUACUCAGGAGGAAAGGCAAAGUCCAUUUGUUGUUCAGGCUGACACAGACUAUAAAGAAGAUGUAUUUGCAGGAACAGGCGAUGAUAUGAGUGGUGAGGAGUACAGUGAUAGUGAUUCUGAUGUACCUGAUGAACUCAAGCAGGAUUAUAUUGAUGAGUUAACAGGAGAAACACAUUCCAGGCCGGGCAGAAGAAGAUAUUCAAGGAGUCGAAGUUACCAGAAACAUGUUUCGAUAGUAACCAAUACAUCACUGAAUGUGUUCAGAGUCAUAGGGAAAUACAUACAGAUGAUGAGGUUGUUGAAGCCUAUAGCAUUUGAUGUGAUGUCAUGCAUGGCUCAACUGUUUGAUUUCUACAUGUAUUCUGUAUACAUUUUCUUUGGAACAGAAUUGUCAACGAUGGAUGAUCGGCAUAUCAACAACAGAUUGAGGUCAACGUUACAGAGGAUACAUAGCAGUUUGAUAGCUGAUCUACAUAACACUGACACCAUAGAGGAUCCGGAACAUAUUGAACAUAGGGAGAAGAUCCCAGCCCCACAUCUCUCACCCAUUGUAGACUUACACAAUCCACAGAGGAGGUUCGGACUACCUGAGAGAAUUGUCGCAGCAGAGUCACUAGUGUUUCUUGGGGAACAGAUGGAAUUUUUACAGCCCCAUCUUGAAGCUAUCAUUCCACAGAAUAAGAAAGCAUUCCUUCAACAGUUUUAUUCACAGACUGUAAACAUGGCAGCAGAAUUACGUAAACCAGUCUAUUGGGCUGUAUCAUGUAAUGUGAUCAACUAUGAACUUGUCUUACAACAUAUGGCAGCAGUUAAAUGGGACAUAAAGGAAAUCAUGUCACAGCACAACUCAUAUAUAGAUGUUUUACUUCAUCAAUUUUCGGAUUUCAACUCGUAUUUGAGUGAAUUAUGUCGGCAUAUGCCUGUACCUAGAGCUACCUAUGAUCACGUAUGGGACCAAAUAUUGCGCAUAUCAGGCCGGACCUUUGUAGAGGGGUAUGCCAAUGCAAAGAAAUGUAGUAUAGAAGGCAGGGCCUUGAUGCAGCUCGAUUUCCAGCAGUACCUGAAAAAUAUAGAAAAACUUAUAGAUCUAAGACCCAUUCCGGACAGAGAAUAUGUGGAGGGCUAUAUUAAAGCAUACUAUUUUCCCGAGAACCAGUUGGAAUCUUGGUUACCAGAACACAGGGAGUAUUCUAUCAAGCAAUUAUUGGCGUUAGUGACCACUGUAGACCACCUGAACAGAAAGGCAAGGCAAAGACUCGUGAACAUGGUAGAGGACAUGGACAAAAGUAACAGGAGAUAGUGAACGUUGAACUAUAGUAGUGAACAUUACAAUAUGGUAGUGAACAUUACAGUACGGUAGUGAAAAUCGUAUUGUAGGGAAAUAUUUCCUUCAAAUUGUGAACAUUGCCUGGGGUGAAAAUUUCACUGAAAAUAUGAACAUUGCAAUGUAGAAGUGAACACCAAGGCAGACAUUAUUAACUCAACAUUAACCCUUACCCUGCUAAAUUUCUAUAAUGAACUUGUCCCUCUUUCAGUUUGGACAGUACCAUUAACUGUUAAAAGGGGUGCUUACCAAAAAGAUACUGACUGAAUGGCAAACAGUGCCGUCUGCAGACUAAGGGUUAAAAGUGCAGUUGAAAACAUUGCUGUGUAGUUGUGAACAUUGCAGUGCAGUUGUGAACAUUGUAUUGAAGGUCAGCAUGCAGUGCAGUAGUGAAAACUGCAGUGUGCUAAUGAACAUUGCAUUUGGUGAAAUAUUUCAAUGAGAUAAUGAAUAUUGCUUUGAUGGUGAACAUUGCAUUGUGAUAGACAAUUCAUUGCUUGAAACAGUUUGCAUAAACAUUAAAGACCAGUUGAUGGAUUUUAAGUUCUGGCAAGAAAUUAAUAUUACAUUACAUUAUUUACAUGUAACUAUAUGUACUCGUGAAUAAAAAUUAGGGGCUUAUUAAUUAAAUGAUAAUGGCUUACAUAGAUUGAUCAUUUAUAACAGAGGCUGAGAAAUGCCAUUUCUAAAUGAAUUUUUUGGAAUGUUGUGAAGAUUUUUAUUAAUUACAGGGAAACAUCAGAAUUUGUAUUUAUGAGAAAUCCUCAGAGAGAUAUCCAAGACCGGGAGUUAGUAGUAGUUCGAGCUAUCAAACAAAGUACUUACAUUAUAUAGGGAUUUUGCCGGGACAGGACAGUGAGUUAGGGCGAAAGAUCCAAGUUCAAGCAGACAAAGUUUGACUGUAUCAAGUACCAAAGAUAAUAGAGAUGAAAUGAAGUUAAAUGAGCCGUGCCAUGAGAAAACCAACAUAGUGGGUUAGCGACCAGCAUGGAUCCAGACCAGCCUGCGCAUCCGCGCAGUCUGGUCAAGCUCCAUGCUGUUCGCUUUUAAGGCCUAUUGGAAUUGGAGAAACUGUUAGCGAACAGCAUGGUUCCUGACCAGACUGCGCGGAUGCGCAGGCUGGUCUGGAUCCAUGCUGGUCGCAUACCCACUAUGUUGGUUUUCUCAUGGCACGGCUCAAAUGUAUAAAGCUUCAUUUGCAUUUGUCAUUUUUGCUGUGCAUUUUAAACAUGGGCAGUUCAUACCUUUAAUUCUUGCAUUAGCAAGGUAUAGUGGUGCAAAGGUAGUGUCAUACUCCAGAGCCAGAGGUUGAUUUCGAAUCUUAAGGAGAGCAGAUUUUGACCAGUUUCCACUAUCACUUACCAAGGCAUAAGAAAUAAUUGUUUUUUAAAAAUAAGGCAUCGGAACUACUUAACACUUGUGCGAAUGGCUUGAAAUAGUAAGUGGUUGCUGUUAUAUAUGUAAUAAAUGUAUCUAUUUCCAUGUUUGCCUUUAAGUAUUUCAGCAGUAAUGAAAGUUAGUUGAUAGUUUAAUUGGGUGAGGGAAACUGAAUUCUUAAGGCAUUAGAUUUUAUGUAGAUGUAUGUUUUAUUGUAUGUUUGUGAUUCAAUGUGCAAUAUGAUAUUUGUAUGAUAUACAGGUCUAGCUGUAUUUAGGUUGUUCUCAGUGGUGCGACAUGAAGAUAUUUACCACUACUGUUUGCAAGAAACAGAGCCAAUAGAUGGUUUUAACAUAGCACAAGUUAUCUCCCCUGGCUGCCAUUUUGGUGGGUCAGUCUGCAACAGAUUAGACCAGACUUCUCAUGAUGCUUUGAAAUUCUGUUUACUGUACAAAAAUCUCUUUUUUUUGUGUAUUGUUGCUAAAUAUGUAAUCUGUACUAUGUGAAGGAUUAUGACAAGUGUCCUAAUACCUUUACUUAUUUUUGUCGAAUUUUUGUAAACUGUUAGAUAUCUAGAAUUUGACCCGCAAAAUGGCAGCCAGUUUUUUCAAGGGAGAUAAAUAUUGCAAGGGUCAAGGCCAAUAGAUACUGGACAGUGCUACAAUUCGUACCUCAGCUACCUGUAUUGUAUUUCGAAGUACAGGAAGUAGUCCUUGAAAAGGUAAAAAAGUACUUGAAAAGUCCUUUAGAAGUUUUUAUAUGUUCUGUUUAAUCUGUAUGAUUCAGAAAGUCGCACUAGUGUUAAAAGCGGCUAUCUUUUCAGUAGGACAACUUGCAGAAAUAAUAAACUUAGUAUCACAGCACUAUUGUAUCAAGAUGGUUACAUGCAUAUAUAAUUGUAUCAUUUUAAAACUAUUAUGUGCUGAUACUGUUUAAUGCACUGCAUGUUAAAGUAUCUGCUAAAUAAUGAAUAAAAUAAAAAUACUA
Mercenaria mercenaria is the source of this 4026-nucleotide messenger RNA. Its product is annotated as syndetin-like. Lineage: Eukaryota; Metazoa; Mollusca; Bivalvia; Venerida; Veneridae. The record is from RefSeq and is a predicted model, not a curated record. Gene Ontology annotation, molecular function: SNARE binding. Gene Ontology annotation, cellular component: EARP complex. Gene Ontology annotation, biological process: endocytic recycling; retrograde transport, endosome to Golgi. Bases 1 to 1638 code for a protein of 545 amino acids. The transcript has 16 exons.